AGGAGAGAUAUCAUUUAUCAUGGAAGAGCGUAACAGAGAACAUGCAGCAGAGACACCAUCCAUCAUGCAAAACGAUAACGGAGAACAUGAAGUAGAUUUGAGUCAUUUGACAUCAUCCAAGGCCAAGGGUUUCAUCUUCAGAAUUCCAGGCUUGCUUAAAAUGCGUAAUGAACAGGCUUAUACGCCCUAUAAAUUUUCAAUUGGUCCCUGGCAUUUCGGUAAAACACAGCUGUUGCGCACGGGACUAAAAUUGAAAGAGUCCUUUCUUGAAGGACUCAUUAAUCGUUUCCCAGAUCCAGCAACAAAGAGUCGGUUGGAAGAAGCCAUAAAAAAUGUGCAUGGCAAGGCUAGAGAAUGUUACGAGGGAGGGGAUGUUUAUGAUGAGGGAGACAAUAUGGGUGUCGCCAAAGAAGAAUUUGAGAAAAUCUUGCUACUCGAUGGCUGCUUUAUUAUCGAGUUGUUCCGCAAGAAUGCUGAGAAGGUAUCCACACGAUCGAGAAAAUGAGUUUGUACUCUUCAAUUUGAAUCGAGUUGUUAAUUACUGGGGCCAAUAUGUAUAUACAACUAAAGGUAGAUAUGUCAUUUACUCGUAUAUCCGUACAACCAAAUCUUCUAUCUAGGUUUUCUUCUUCGUUUUCUUCCUUUUCUCUACAUUAUAUUCAUUCCUCGUUAUUGUUCUUGUUCCUUUUCUCUGUAUUCUCUUCACUACCUAUCUUAACUAUUACUUCAUCCAAUACACCUACUAAAUUUCC
Rubroshorea leprosula is the source of this 752-nucleotide messenger RNA. The record is from the annotation of a GenBank genome assembly. NCBI's taxonomy places the organism in Eukaryota, Viridiplantae, Streptophyta, Magnoliopsida, Malvales, Dipterocarpaceae.